This is a messenger RNA of Camelina sativa (false flax), 1527 nucleotides long. The record is from RefSeq and is a predicted model, not a curated record. NCBI's taxonomy places the organism in Eukaryota, Viridiplantae, Streptophyta, Magnoliopsida, Brassicales, Brassicaceae.
CGCCAGCCCACAAACCGCCUAAACCACACCCCCACCCUAAACCACCCACCGUCAAACCACACCCUCACCCUAAACCCCCUAAAAAACAUCACUCCCCACCGAAACCUCCCACNGAAACCUCCCACAAUAAAACCCCCUCCGUCCACUCCAAAACCACCCCCCGUGAAGCCUCCGCCAUCGACUCCUAAACCUCCUACCACGAAGCCUCCUCCGUUUACUCCCAAACCACCUACCCACAAGCUUCCACCAUGUGCACCAACACCGCCAGUUGCAACGCCACCAGUGGCAGCCCCACCAGUCGCAACACCACCUGUUGCAACUCCGCCCGUUGCAACACCUCCUAUCGCAACACCACCUGUAGCAACUCCGCCCAUUGCAACACCACCUGUUGCAACUCCGCCAGUUGCAACCCCUCCUAUCGCAAAACCACCAGUUGCAACUCCACCAAUCGCAAAACCCCCAGCUGCAACUCCACCAGUUUCAACGCCACCAGUUGCUGCCCCACCCGUUUCCACACCACCUGUGGCAACUCCUCCUACUGCAACACCGCCCAUUGCAACUCCACCAGUCGCAACUCCACCAGUCGCAACACCUCCUAUCGCAACACCACCCAUCGCUAAACCACCAGUUGCUACCCCACCCGUUGCCACACCACCUGUGAUAACUCCUCCUAUUGCAACACCACCUACUGCAACACCUCCUAUCGUAACACCUCCUAUUGCAACACCACCUCCAGUUGCAACUCCACCCGUUGCCACACCACCAGUAGCAACUCCUCCUAUUGCAACACCACCUGUUACAACUCCGCCAGUUGCAACUCCCCCUGUUGCAUCUCCGCCUGUCUCAACUCCCCCUGUUGCAUCUCCACCCGUUGCCACACCACCAGUGGUAACUCCUCCUAGUACAACACCACCUGUCGCAACACCACCUGUCGCAACACCACCUGUUGCAAAUCCGCCCGUUGCAACGCCUCCUAUCGCUACACCACCCAUUGCAAAACCACCUGUCGCAACGCCACCUGUUGCAACUCCACCCGUCGUAACACCUCCUAUCGCAACACCACCCAUCGCAAAACCACCAGUUGCACCACCACCAGUGGCAACUCCUCCUAUUGCAACACCACCAGUGGCAACUCCUCCUAUUGCAACUCCACCUGUUGCAACACCACCAGUAGCUUCCCCACCCAUUGCUACACCACCAGUGGCAACUCCUCCAAUUGCAACACCACCAAUCGCAAAACCACCUGUCGCAACACCACCUAUUGCAACUCCACCCGUCGCAACACCUCCUAUUGCAACACCACCUACCGCAAAACCACCAGUUGCACCACCAGUGGCAACCCCACCCGUUGCAACGCCACCAGUAGCUUCCCCACCCGUUGCCCCACCACCAGUGGCAACUCCUCCAAUUGCAACACCACCAAUCGCAAAACCACCUAUCGCAACGCCACCUGUUGCAACUCCACCCGUCGCAACACCACCUGUUGCAACUCCACCCAUCGCAACACCUCCUAUUGCAACACCACCC